GGAAACAAACAAGGUUAGGCAUGGAUGGGACUGAGCUAGGGGUCGAGGGGACUGAGUUAGAGGUGGAGGGGACUGAGAUAGGGGUGGAGGGGACUGAGUUAGAGGUGGAGGGGACUGAGUUAGGGGUGGAGGGGACUGAGUUAGGGGUGGAUGGGACUGAGUUAGGGGUGGAUGGGACUGAGUUAGAGGUGGAGGGGACUGAGUUAGGGGUGGAGGGGACUGAGUUAGGGGUGGAGGGGACUGAGUUAGAGGUGGAGGGGACUGAGUUAGGGGUGGAGGGGACUGAGUUAGGGGUGGAUGGGACUGAGUUAGGGGUGGAUGGGACUAAGUUAGAGCUGGAGGGGACUGAGUUAGGGGUGGAUGGGACUGAGUUAGAGGUGGAUGGGACUGAGUUAGAGGUGGAUGGGACUAAGUUAGGGGUGGAGGGGACUGAGUUAGAGGUUGAGGGGACUGAGUUAGGGGUGGAUGGGACUGAGUUAGAGGUGGAGGGGACUGAGUUAGAGGUGGAUGGGACUAAGUUAGAGGUGGAUGGGACUAAGUUAGGGGUGGAGGAGUAGAAUGUCAGGAAGAUCAGAUUAUCUGGUAUUUGGACGGUGAAUGGGAUAGAUGAUCUGGUAUUUGGACGGUGAAUGGGAUAGAUGAUCUGGUAUUUGGACGGUGAAUGGGAUAGAUGAUCUGGUAUUUGGACGGUGAAUGGGAUAGAUGAUCUGGUAUUUGGACGGUGAAUGGGAUAGAUGAUCUGGUAUUUGGAUGGUGAAUGGGAUAGAUGAUCUGGUAUUUCUCUCUAUUGGACAAUGAUUAUCCAUUAUGUCAGCUCAG
Molecule: messenger RNA, 819 nt
Organism: Esox lucius (northern pike)
Lineage: Eukaryota; Metazoa; Chordata; Actinopteri; Esociformes; Esocidae
Product: protein Ycf2-like
Exons: 2
Coding region: 21-557 (178 amino acids)
Source: RefSeq, a predicted model, not a curated record